This is a messenger RNA of Tripterygium wilfordii, 504 nucleotides long. RefSeq names its product pentatricopeptide repeat-containing protein At5g56310-like. The transcript is spliced from 2 exons. Gene Ontology annotation, biological process: RNA modification. The coding region runs from base 1 to 504 and encodes 167 amino acids. The record is from RefSeq and is a predicted model, not a curated record. NCBI's taxonomy places the organism in Eukaryota, Viridiplantae, Streptophyta, Magnoliopsida, Celastrales, Celastraceae. Gene Ontology annotation, molecular function: RNA binding; protein binding.
AUGAGCUCGAGUAAUAGUUCUCAAAUCACCGUGCUUGGCAAACACAUGGCCGUGAUUCGGUUAUCCACGGUUGAGAAUGGGAAGCAAAUAAACUGCCAGAGUUUAGUGAUCGGGUUGCUCUUGAAUGUUAAUGUGGUCACUGCCUUGAUUCAGAUGUACUCGUUUAACGGCUGUGUUUUGGAUGCACGGAAGCUGUUUGAUGGCGUGAGUUCAAGAGAUGUGGCGUUUCAGAAUUCCAUGGUUGCUGGUUAUGCAAAGGUUGGGGACAUGGACCGUGCCUGGGAAUUAUUAGAGCGAAUGCCGGAGAGUAAUGUGAUAUCUUGGACGACUGUAAUUGCAGGGUACACUCAGAUGAACUGCCCUGACAAGGCAAUCAUGGUGUUCCAGAGAAUGCAGCUUGAGGGUGUGGAGCCUGAUGGGAUUUCCGGAGGGAAGAAGGAAAAGCAUUCACAUUUAAUCAUCUUUGAUAAGCUGAUUGAAGAUAAGAAGAUAGAAAAACAUUGA